AAAUUUCCUGGAUAUCAUACCUACUGGGCUGAAGCACAGACAAAAGGUUACAGUGGAGUUGGGUGAGUAUGUUACAGGUCAAAAUUAAAUUCAGGUUAAAUUUUUUUAACCUAGGUUGAUUUUCUAUUUCCUUUGUCUCCUAGUGCCCUAAUUCAUGAAUAAUUAGGGCUAGGGGACAAAGGAAAUUGAGAAACAACUUAGGUUAAAAAAAUUUAACCCGAAUUUAAUUUUGACCUGUAACAAGUAUGUAAAUCCAAUAAAGCCAUUCUAAAGUGAAGUAUUGUUUUGUAUGACAAACGUGCAAGUCUUUUGUACCGGUCCAAAGUCUGAAAAUAAGUUCAAAAGGCAUGAUAGCUCUUUAAAGUCAUUCUUAUGAUAAUGAUAAUACUUUUUAUAAUAUUAAUAAUGAUGAUUAUAGUACUUUAAUUAUCCUUUUGAUCUCGAUCCCCUUUUGGUGCUUUUCAGCGAUAAUGAAACAAAUGAUUUAAAUGGAACAUAACAUUGUUAAAACAACCAACUGGUAGGAGAGGACCCGGUUGGCAAAAUCUAGGUAGUGGCUAGGGCAGGACAAGAACUUGGGGCCUCUGAAUUACAAGUCCAGCACUUUAACUGCUCAGCCACCCUGAAUUAUGACGUGAAGUGCAAAAAAAUUUUGAAAUUUCCUCGGUCUGAUUGGCUUAAAAGUCGUGUGACGUUGCAGAUUAUUUUACAAUGCAAAUUAUUUAAAAAAUUGCAUCCUUUUACAAGAAAAGGCCAGGGUUUUUUUCCACCCUUUCUAACCUCAGCUACUUAAUUGAUCCCAAUUCUGCAGUGGUGCCUUAUCUGGGGUUGCAUGGAUACUCAGAACUGAUGCUCCUCUUUUUAGAACCAGCUUUUCUAAGGCAUUUUAGUGCUCAUGUGCUUUCUUUGAAUAUGCAUUUCAAAUAAUUAUAUAGGUUGUUAGCUUAUCCAUGUUUGCCCUGCAAACUGUAUAAGAAUUGUUAUAAUUUUUAUUUUUAUUUUUUUAUAGUUAGAAAUGCAUUAUUAGAGUGAGCAUUGACACGCAACAUCAAAAUUUAUGUAAUGACUUUUUCAUGAAAGUGGCCUUACAAAUUGCAAAAACAGUUCAGUAAGGCAGGACAUUUGUUCAAAGAAUGACUAGAGUGGUUAAAACUUUCCAAAAACAUCCAUCAUGUGGCCAAUUUACUUGCAAAAGUCCAGUAUUCAGUUUAUGCAUAAAUUAAAGCCCUACUAAAUACAAUAUCUCGAAAUUCCAUUCUUGUACUAUUAAUAUGCUUGUGCAUAUGAAACAAGGUUUUUUAAAAUUUUCACCUUAUAUUACCAGUCGUAAUGUUAGGGUUAUUGUUUUUGUUUUUGUUUUUUUUCUUUUAGUUUUUCAUGGGAAGUCUCUGCUCAGGCUAAAAUGAAUGUGUUUGCUUUCAGCAGGCUAGCUCUUUGUUGUAAAGCCUAUUCCUAGUAUACUACGUACACCAAAUCAUUGUAGUUAUUACAUUAAUUAUUAAAUUGAUAUUCUUUUGAUUAUGUAUAUUUAUUUUAGACUCUGCAGCAAGACAAAGCCGUUGAAUGUAUCUUAUGGUAUAGGUCAGUUGCUAUGUUUUAGAUGUUGUAGCACUGUGAGGCUCAAGGUUUUUCUUUACUUGUCAUGUACAUUUUCUACACAGAAAUAAGUACUUUUGAUUAAAGCUGAUUUCUUUUAGAAGAAUUACUCUGAACACGAAAGAACAGUUUUUAUUUGCUCAUUUCUAAAUUUGAAAACAUAAUAAUGUCAACCUGAAUUGCUAUGAACUGUAUUGUAAAUCUGUUAUUUGUGCAUUUUCCUGGAAAUUACACUGUACAGUGUAAGUAUUAACAUUAUAAUAUAAAAUUAAUGGUAUCUUGAUUGGUUCUUGUUUGACGAUAAUCUAGGGGUGAUGGGAAUAAGGUACUAAGUGUCUCGUGAUGCAAUCUCUAAUUCUCUCUUUUAUUGACAAACACAUAAAGGAAAAUUAAAGGGAGAAUCAAGGAGGCAGCGUGUCCGAGUGGUCAGCGCGUCGGACUCGCAACCCGGCGGUCCCGGGUUCGAGUCCCGCUCUGACCACUUGCUGGAUUUGUGCUCGGUCGUCCCGAGUUCAAAUUCUCGGCCUCGCCUGUAAAUAGCCAACUGGUUGCCUUCUGCUAGUUGGGGUUUUUAAUCCUGUUAUGUUGUAUUUGAAUUAUUUGUUUCUAAUAUUUGAGUGGAGUGCCUGUAAAUUAGCUGGACAAGCUAAGUGCUCUUUCCACUAUAAACAAGCCUUUAACCUUUUUUUUUUUUUAAUCUAGUAGUUUAUCAGAAGUCACUUGGGAAUUAAUUGCAUGUACAGUCAACUUUCAUCCUGCAGGAAUGUCUCUUUUACAGAUAAAAAUAAACAGUAAUAUCAUCAUGGGUUGCAAAGAGGCAAAAUGUAUCAUGUUUUUUCAGGCAUUGAAGAGCAUGACAAUGAAGGAAGAGUUAUAACAGCUGAAUUUAAAGAGUUUUAUUUAGUAGCAUCAUGUGAGUAGUCUAAUACUAAUCCACAUCGCCAAAUGUUUGGCUCUACAUGCUUCUGGUACAGUACAUUUACUAAUACAAGGGCUAUCACUAAUGAUAUUAUUACUACUAUAGCUGUACAGUACCACAUCCACUACCACAACAUGCCCUCAUAGUUUAGCCAAAUCUUUAUUAUUAUUAUUAUUAUUAUUGUUAUUAUUAUUAUUAUUAUUAUUAUUAUUAUUAUUAUUAUUAUUAUUAUUAUUAUUAUUAUUAUUAUUAUUAUUAUUUUACAUUUACUGCCAAACUCAGAAAACCGUCAACACCUGAAAAAUUUCAGGAAUGUUGAUUGUGUACUGGCCAAUCACAAUAAAGUUCAGGAUACGCAAGCAAACCUCAAAACCACAAACUUAUUACCGUUGCUGUUUGCAGUUUAGUUUUCUCACACCUUAUUGGCUAUUUCCUCUCAACACAAUAACAUUCCAUAAAUAUUUCUGGUGCUCACGGUUUUAUGAGUUUCCCAGUAAAAGGUAACUUAUUGAAAAUAAAUGUUUCUGUAUGUAUUCGUUUUUUCUAUUUUAGAUGUGCCUAAUGCAGUGCGUAGUCUUUCAAGGUAAGCACAGUUUGAAGAAGAAUACGAAAGGGUCAAGGGUCAUUAUUUCCAUGUCAGGACCUCACGUGUCUUUAGUUGCUUGGGAACAUAUAGAGGGCCACAGGUUUAACAGUUCUUGAAAAUGAAUUUUCUCUGAACAAUGUCAAUACAUCAUCAAUAGAAAAGGUUAUGAGAGUUCAAAUUGAUCACGUGCAAAAGACACUUUGAUUCUCUGUCAAUUUCUGUCCACAGUAUCUUUAAGAAAUGUAUGAAGGUCACUUUGGAAAAUGAGUUAUAACAGGCUCCUCCUUUUACCGGUAUAAACCCUCCAAAACCCCCUAUGAAACAUUUAUAAGUGGCAGUUUGCGGUAUUGUAUUUUCUUCUGGUUGUCCCUCUCCUCAAAAACCAACAUCUUCAAAUUCUUAUUCGAUCCGGAAAGUGUGUCCUUAGUUGGCGACUCUUAAAAGGCCGCAAUAAGGCUUAUCAGUUCUCGACUGAAACUAUCAACUGUUUUUCUCUCUACUUUCCUCGCAGGCUUGACUACAGACAGGGAUGGGAUAAAGACUUCAGGGAUUACCUCAAGAAUCUGGACAAAAACAAACCUGUUAUACUGUGUGGUGACCUUAAUGUUGCUCACAAAGAAAUAGGUUAGUUUCUGGCUGUUAAUCCUGCUGAUCAAUUAUUCUUCUGUUUAAAAAAUACGUGCGCACCAGGUUUUAUGUCUCCACCCAUAACCGUGCGGAUAGAAUGGGAACAAGCUUUUCACACAACGAUUCCUAGGCUGAACAAGCGUUAGUUACGGUUUUUCAGUGAUAUCCAAAGUUAACCAUUUACUGGUUGGUGUAAGAUCCCAUCACCCUAAAACUUUUUAGACACCUUAUAAAGUUUACACAAAUUAGUAUUCCUUAUCGCUUCCACACUAUAUAUCCACAGUACUGGGGAAACCGAAGCCAUGAGGAAUACUAUGUCGUGUAAACUUCAAAAGGUGUGCAAGGUGUUUUUAGCCGAUGCAAACCAAUGCUAACCCUAUUAACCAAUAAUGGCUUGCAUUUUCUAUCGAAGCGAUCCUGAAAACCUUUCUACCAAUUCUCCUGUAGACAGGAGGUUUUGGAGAACUCUUUCUACGUUAAAACCGCUGAUAACUGAUACUACAUCUAUUUCCUUCCUUUCCUUUCUUAACGACUUAGAAAACCCAAAGACCAACACAAAAAAUACUGGUUUUACAAGAGAAGAAAGACAUAGUUUCACUGAACUGCUGGAGGAAAGCUUUGUUCAUUCGUUCCGUCACUUUUAUCCUGACAAACCUAAACAGUAUUCAUUUUGGUCGUAUAUGAGAAACGCCCGCGCAAAGAAUGUUGGCUGGUAAGUUACAGCUGUAGUUAUAACGCGUUAUUAUUUGCGAAGUGUCUUAUCCAUACUUUAGCAAACAUUGGGAAGCUUCUUCAAAGGCGACAACAAUGAGAACGUCAUAAAAGAAAUAGUUUUAAUUAGCAAAACAACAUCACUAAACUCGCAUCACGCCUUUUGGUUCGUUUCUUUGCCAUCACUGCACGACUAAGCUUCGUACUUGGUGCCCGAGUGCGGUACUCGCUUGGCACAAAUCUAAUACAAGAGGGCAGUUGCGGUCGAUUCGCCUGAAAGCGUUGGCUUGGACUUAAGUCGAUUCGCCCGAUGACAGUACAACACUCUACAACGUGGUGAACCUACUUCUUCGAGAUGUUAGAGAACCUACUUCUCAGAGAUCUUAAUUGGUGUUGGGUGUUCUGUGCCUUAUUGGGUGUCCUGUGCAAUUAAUAAGGGAGGUUAUUUCGUCGUCGUCGUCGACACACAUUUGCCUCUCUUUGAAGUGCUUGCUUACGUUUUGUCUCACUUUGACGCGCUAACUCACGUGAUGUUUCGUUUGUCCUCGGCGUUCAUCUUUCAAAGGUUUGGCAAGGUCUGAAAUUCUGUCUUGGUAAAGCGUUCGUCUUUUAAAAAGUUUGCUGAAUCUUCGUAAAGCGUACAUCGAUCUGUGUUUGCUGAAUCUUCCAAAGCGUUCAUCUUUCGGAAGUUUGCUGUUAAAUUUUACUUUGGAUUAAGCCUUCAUAACUUUCAGCAUGGUUCGUCACUGUCUUUGGAAAAUGUGUGCGAUUCCUGGUGCAUGCAUCAAACCGAGUUUAGUUGGGCAGCCUUUGUGUCACAAGGUAAAUCUACUAAGUUAUGUAGCUCGGCAGCCCUUGUCAGGCCACAGAGUAAAUUUAUCGAGUUGUGUAGCUGAGCGGCCGUUGUGUCACAAAGUAAAUCUACCGAGUUGUGUAGCUCGGCAGCUGUUGUGCCACAAAGUAGAUCUACUGAGAAGUGAAGCUCGGCGGCGCCAUUUGAUCAUGACGUGUAAUAUUCUCGGCACCAGACAAACGAACUCUUUAACUGUAUGUUAUUUAUUAGAAAAAACUUUUCAACCAGCCCACAGUGGCGCCACUCUCGAGUAACUGAAAUCAGCACGCUCGACCAAAUUACUGGAAAAGUUAUUGACGUGAGCAGCACACACAUUCCACUGAAGACUUUGACAGGGUUAUUGCGAAAUUUUAAUUCUGAUGUGAAAGCUUUUAAAAAAGUAAAUUCAGUUUAAUUUAUUUUGUCAACAAGUUAAUGAUUGGAUGCUCUUAGAAAUAACAGAGAAAAUUAUCCGAAGAAAUUUUUUUGAAGAAAGAAAAAGAAUCCAGGGUUAAACGCUAAUCGGCCUUUGAACAACUGCGCCCUGUAAUCGCGCCAGUAAAACAAAACUUAAAAUGUUCUAUUUACACGCCCAACGCACUCUGGCUGCUGUCUUCUCCGAUUACAAGCACUUGACACCGAACCAUACGAUACCUUGUCAAAAUCUUCUUAUAAUUAUUAUACACAGUUUAAAUAGAGGUUUCAUUGUAGGCAACUCCUACGUUCAAAAUAUGCCAUAAUCAUAUUUAUUUAUCGCAAGAACCAUCCAAUCUUCCCCCUCAACUGUUACCCGCCUGUACGCCUAACAAACAUAUCGAACGCAAUCUCCUAAGCUCCGAUUAUUCCUAGUUUUAGUUAACCUUGGAUUCCACAUGUGCAGUCACUGUCUUUCCAUGCUUAUUCCCUAUUCCCACAAGAGAGAAACUUCGUUUGCGGUCUCUGAUUCAGUGAGUCGAACUGUUUUCCAUACCAAUAUUUUAAAACGUGGCCAAAAACACCGCCUGAUUAAACUCUCAGUUAUUUCACUUGAGGCUGAGUGACACUAAAUACGAAAGCAUCAUUCUCUAUUAAUGUUCUAUUAACAUUGUGAUCUGCAGGGGUACUCACCAUUUACAUUAAAAAACCGAAAAUUCCGGAUGGAAAAUCAAAUGGUUCCCGCCAUUCCGUUUUAGAAGCUUCAGAAAACAACGGCUGUGAUUUGAUGCCAUGCAAUUUGUCAACUCUUUUUAGUUUGUUCAGCUGAUUUGGAUUGUAGCGGGUCGUUCUCUAGCCUCCCACGCAGGCGUUUUUAGGGGAGCUCGUCUUUCAUCCCUGAGGGGAGGGAUGAAAGACGAGCUCCCCAAAAAAUGCCUGCGCGGGAGGCUAGUCGUUUUCCCACCAUGUCAAAUGUUCUAGUUUAAUGUUUAUGCACAAGAUUUUCACGCAGGUGGUUUGUUUAAAUGAUAAGCACCCCUGCAGGGCAGCCUUUAGAGUAAACUCGAGGCCAUUUCCAUGUUCCCCCGGGCCGCUGCAUCAAAACGAGGGUUAGUGCUCGGCCUUUGAUAUGGACAUGAUUUUUCAUUGUCAUGUGCAUGUGGCCUGGGUUUUUGGAACACGAAAGUGGCCAAUUUUUUUUAAUAAUAUGAUAACUUUUCAUUGCAGGCGUCUUGAUUACUUUGUGGUGUCCGAGAGACGGGUGCCUAAACUAUCCGAUAGUCUGAUCCGUCAGCGUGUUAAAGGAAGUGACCACUGUCCAGUUGUUUUACUGCUGGCUCUUUAG
Molecule: messenger RNA, 7030 nt
Organism: Porites evermanni
Lineage: Eukaryota; Metazoa; Cnidaria; Anthozoa; Scleractinia; Poritidae
Source: the annotation of a GenBank genome assembly